Necator americanus (New World hookworm) is the source of this 867-nucleotide messenger RNA. RefSeq lists its product as uncharacterized. The coding region runs from base 1 to 867 and encodes 288 amino acids. Lineage: Eukaryota; Metazoa; Nematoda; Chromadorea; Rhabditida; Ancylostomatidae. The transcript has 3 exons. The record is from RefSeq and is a predicted model, not a curated record.
AUGGAAAAGAACAUCUGCUAUCAGCAACGAAGGAGAAAAGAAGUCGUCUACGACGAUUGCACAAUCGAGGACUCCUUGUCCCAAGGCGACUGGCACAUCGAAGAGGACCCAAAUGUGGACUACGACAUGCUGCUCAGAGGAUUACAAACCUGUGCUGAUCGUGUUUCGAAGCCGCGCACGACAAACUUGGAUCGAAUUUCGAAGACCACCAAGGAAUUGUUGGAAAGAAGAAGGGCUGAGGAUCUUUCGAAUUACAGGCAGAAGAAGAUUCUGGAAUCAGCACAAAGAAGAACGAGUCUAAAGAAGUGCCGCAGGGAUCUCCGCGAAUAUAAUAUUCCGUUAGCAACCUUGCUGAUCGAAGACGGGACUCGCACGUCUUCUCGUCGUGAGAUGGAAAUCCUUACGGAAAGGUUCUACUCGAACCUUUUCCGUUCAUCAACUCCUCUGUCAAACCCGAUCAUCCCCACUGGUGAAGCUUCACCACGGAUUCUCCCUUCGGAAGUACGAGACGCUAUCAAGAGCAUGAAACCUGGCACAGCCCCCGGACCUGAUUUAAUAUCAGCAGACUUUCUUCGGGCUGGUGGCCAUCCACUUCAUGUAAUCUUAGCAGCACACAUGACAUCCUACCUUCAGAAAGAAAGGAUCCCAGACCAGUGGAAAGCCUCGCCAACCGUUCUUAUUCAUAAGAAAGAUAGCCGAGAGGACCUUUGGGACUACAUACCAUCCGAUAUGCUUGCUGAACUUGUGUUGCUUGUAGUGUGUUAUACAAGGGUUCAGCUGUUUGGACCACAUCCAGACUGUGUCGAGGGUCAUAGAGAUUUGUCAAGAAUACCACCUGCUCUUUGUUCUAGCCUUCGUCGACUAUGA